Molecule: messenger RNA, 750 nt
Organism: Colletotrichum graminicola M1.001
Lineage: Eukaryota; Fungi; Ascomycota; Sordariomycetes; Glomerellales; Glomerellaceae
Product: ribosomal protein L10
Exons: 3
Coding region: 1-750 (249 amino acids)
Biological process (GO): nuclear-transcribed mRNA catabolic process; ribosomal large subunit biogenesis; ribosomal large subunit assembly
Cellular component (GO): nucleolus; preribosome, large subunit precursor
Molecular function (GO): RNA binding
Source: RefSeq, a predicted model, not a curated record
AUGCCCAAGUCGAAGCGCAACAGAGUGGUCAACCUGACCCAGGUGAACAAGAAGACGCGCGAGCAAAAGGACAAGCUCUUCGCCAACAUCCGCGAGUCGGUCCCGGAAUACCAGCACUGCUUCGUCUUCAGCGUCGACAACAUGCGCAACAACUACCUCAAGGAGGUCCGCCACGAGCUCAACGACUGCAGACUCUUCUUCGGCAAGACAAAACUCAUGGCCAAGGCCCUCGGCCAGGACCCCUCCUCGGCCGUCGCCGACGGCAUCGACCGCCUGACCCCCUUCCUCGCUGGCACCGUCGGCCUCCUCUUCACCAACCGCGACCCGGCCGCGAUCCUCUCCUACUUUGAAGGCGUCUCCCCCGUCGACUUCGCGCGCGCCGGCACCGUCGCGACCCGCGGCUUCACCGUCCCCGCCGGCGUCGUCUACGCCACCGGCGGCGAGGUCCCCGCCGAGCACGACGUGCCCAUGGAGCACAGCAUCGAGCCCGAGCUGCGUCGUCUCGGCAUGCCCACGCGCAUGGUCAAGGGCCGCGUCUGCCUCGGCGACGCCGAGGGCGGCGGCGAGGGCUACGUCGUCUGCCGCGAGGGCGACGUCCUCGACAGCCGGCAGACGAGGCUGCUGAAGCUGUUUGGCAUCUGCCUGAGCGAGUUCAAGGUCCAGGUUCUGGCAUACUGGAGCGCCUCUUCGGGAAAGGUGACGGAGGUGAACCCCAACGCCAUGGACGGCGUCGACGACGAGAGCGACUAA